AUGACAUUCGCAGUUUGUCUGUUGCCUGAUUGUUGUUGCAGGUACGAAGAAUUUGUAGAAAACGUUCUCAAAGCCAACCAUCGGAAAUGCCUGCUGGAUUGGCAAGAAGCAGCAGACGUGGUUGAGCAGUGCAAAGACUUGCGACGGGAUAUCUCAAUGCUCAUCAAGGAGGACGUGUCCGAGCUAGAGACCACUGUCGAGCUGGGCUGUCAGUUCUUCGUGAAAGCGUUGGUUCCGGACACCAGCUGCAUCCUGGUGGACGUAGGUCUGAACUUUCGGCUUGAGAUGCCACUGGCGGAUGCAGAAGCAUUUCUGGAAGACAAGGAGGCACAUCUUCGGAAUGGCUUGGAGUUGAAAAGCAAGCAGGUUGCCAAAGUGAAGGCAGAUAUCCAUGAAGCUUUGCACCUCAUUGAUUUGAUGACAAGCCUCCAGUCGGAUCCUUGGAUGAUUCCGGCUGAGCUUGGCACCCAAAAAGCAAGGGCUCAGGGAGGAAUGCUUGCUUCGACUGUUGAACUAGCGCCUGAGACCGUGCUGACCUGUUUGCCAGAAUCCUUAGUAUUCUUUUUUGGCUUCAUCUCAGGCACGGCCAAAGUCCUGCGAUGCUCGAAGUCGCAGGAAAAUGCUUGUGAGGAAGCUUGCCUUCGCAGAGCAGGAUUGGGCUCUCCCCUCUUCACAACGUGCAGCGCUGGUGCAUUUCGAAAGUCGCGCGAAGCCGGAUUUAGUGAGCCACACAAUGAGCAAGAGAAGGCAAGCCCGGUUUUGUGA
This is a messenger RNA of Symbiodinium sp. CCMP2592, 765 nucleotides long. Lineage: Eukaryota; Dinophyceae; Suessiales; Symbiodiniaceae. The record is from the annotation of a GenBank genome assembly.